UGGCGGGAUGAGGCAUCAGCGCAGUCAAACGCAAGUGGUUAGGUUAUCUCCAUUUCCCGUUUGUCAUAACUCAAGCUCAUCAACCGUCUCAUCCUUUUUGGAUUUGGACGCUUGACGUUCAUCCCACCCCUGUUGUUCAAAGGCAGACACACUGCGGGGGAGAGCGGACCGCGGCCCAGCAUGGGUGCGAUGAGCUGAGCGAAUGCGCUCUCGAGGCCCAACACCAUCACCACCGCUUUACAACCCUACCCGCUGCGCACACGCCGCCAGCCGCGCUGAUUCGCCACGUCCUUGCCCCCACAAGCUCACAGGGCUAGCGAGGCAGAGCAAACCCACCGCUUCAAGAGCACACGAGACCCGGCGGGCCGCGGGCUUUUGUUUGCUCUGCUUGUCGCUCGCGCCCCUUGAAGCCAAGGCCAGAAGCAGGCUUGCCUUUGCGCUCGAUCGCCGCUUGGGUCAGACUGUUCGAACUUGCUCGAAUCUUCAUUCAUCAGAAUCCCUGCCAACGACCAGCCGAGUGAUCGCCAGUCGCUCGCGUCGCCGCACCACCUUCCGAUCUUUUCGAUUCGAUCGACCGGGGAGCGUCACGCAGAGGCGACUCGAAAGCAGGGCCAACAUCCACUAUAUAACAAGGCAAGUCUGUGCAGCGGCUCUGACGCUCACCGCACUGGCCACAGCCAGGCAGUUCAUCACACUCCUCGCCUGCGACAACCCGUUGGCAACGUCCCCCACCCCACUGCAAACAUAGCAUCAUGCUAGCAACACCGGCAGAGGGUUCAAGCCGACGCCGGUGCCG
Messenger RNA from Tilletiaria anomala UBC 951, 796 nucleotides. RefSeq lists its product as uncharacterized. NCBI's taxonomy places the organism in Eukaryota, Fungi, Basidiomycota, Exobasidiomycetes, Georgefischeriales, Tilletiariaceae. The transcript has a single exon. The record is from RefSeq and is a predicted model, not a curated record. Bases 203 to 748 code for a protein of 181 amino acids.